AGUUGGCCUUAUGGCACAACACCGCACCUACUUAUGAAAUACAAGGGGUUUCCUGUUGGUAACCUCCAGUUCCUUUUCCUGGGUGCGGUGAUUCUGUGUCCCAAACAGCACAGAGGCAGUAACACAGACCAGAGAGACAGGGAUGAAGCUACAGCAGUUGGUCCUUUUGCUCGGAGUCUUUGGAAUGCAAAUAUCUGGCACAAGAACAGAAGUUCUGCCACCCCCUGUUCUCACUCUGGCAACUCCAGGGGUUGUGCGCGAGGGGCAGUCGGCUAACUUGCAAUGCACUGCACCAGAGCAGCAUAAGGAAGGAGUCUUCUACCUAUAUCUAGAGGGCAGCAAUGAGACCCUGCAGAAACUAGAUGCCCAAGAGGCCAGGCACAGUGUGACCUUCAUAGUCAGUGGGCUCCGUACGUCUGAUGUUAAGAAAUACUACUGCCAAUACCAAGCCAGGGUGUUAGAUCGACUGCAGUCAUCAGAGGCUAGUAAUGUUCUGCAAGUGAUGGUGUCUGUUCCCAUCUGGGUGAUUUCAGUAUCUGCUGCUGGCGCCGUUGCUGCUGUGGUUGUUGUGGUGUCAGCGUCGGUGCUGAUGGUGAAGAGAUGUAAAGACAGAAAGAAACAGAAACAAAGAGAGAUGGAAUCCGUAUGGACCAAAGAAACAAUGACGUCAGACUGGAGCUAUGAUAAUAUGGUCUUUUACAAGGUAGGUGUUUGAAUAUUGCACUACGAUUAAAGAGGAACAAAGAUUACAUUUUAAAGGACAACUAAACCCACCUAGACAAGAUAUGGUCUGCACUGGCCCUAGGGUUGCCACCUUUUCUGGAAAAAAAUACCGGCCUUCCUAUAGAUUUAUAUUUUUUCCCUAUUAAUAACAUUGGGAUCAGCCAUCAGUGGCAAUCCUAACUGGCAAUCCCUCCCACCUUUCCCAACCUUCCAGCCAGUUCAGGAAGAGGGCCUGUGCAGGUGUCCUAUGUUGGCUAAGUAGGUUUAAUAGAGAGUAACUAAUGGACUCAUGUCUGAAGCCUUUGGCCCUAUAGGAGUUGCUGGUAUCCAUUCUCUGGUCACAUGGUACAUUUAUAUGAAGACAAUAUGCCAUGGGGGGGUGGGAGAUACCAAUGAAAACACAUUCACUGUAGUGUAAUAAUCAGUCUCUUGCAUCUGAUAUUCUGUUUAUUGUGUCCCACCCUAUUACUCCAGCUUUGUCUUACCGCACUAUCCAUUCUACUGGGGGUUUCACAAAUCGAAGCGAGAGUGAAAAGUGAAUGGCAUGCAUAUAAUGGGGACAGUUUUGUGCCAGAGCUUGUUCCACCCCUACAAGCCCUAAAGAAGCCCUAAAGAACAUCAUAAUAUGAAUGACAUGCAGCACCUACAGGCACUUCUGUCUCUCAACUCCUUAGGCCGGUGAUCCCCAACCAGUGGCUCUUGAACAAGAUAUUACUCACUAACCCAUUGGUUGUUGCUCCCAGUGGCCUCAAAGCAAGUGCUUAGUUUUAGGGAUGCACCAAAUCCAAGAUUCUGCCUUUUUCAGAAGGAUUUCAGGCCGAAUCCAACCUGGUCGGUCCAAAUCCGAAUCCAAAAAAUCAUGUGACUUUUCAUGGCAUAAACAAUUAAUUUAAAAGUUUUU
Molecule: messenger RNA, 1624 nt
Organism: Xenopus laevis (African clawed frog)
Lineage: Eukaryota; Metazoa; Chordata; Amphibia; Anura; Pipidae
Product: natural cytotoxicity triggering receptor 1
Exons: 7
Coding region: 143-715 (190 amino acids)
Source: RefSeq, a predicted model, not a curated record